AUGGAUGAACAAGCAUCAAGACAACUUAUGAAUCAAAUUAGAAUGGUAGAACCUGAUCUUGGAAUUAUCAAUAUGCCACAAAUUACAUCAUAUAUUACUCAACCACCUACUCCUUAUCAGAUUCAUCAAGAAAAAGGACAAACAGAAAUAGAUCAGCAACAAUUACAAAGAACAUUAGAAUUUGAAAAAGUACCAGAACCAUUCAUAGAGAAAAAAGAAAGAAAAAAAAGAAAAGGAGAUCAUAAAUCAGAUCGUCGUGAAGAAAUAUUAAAAGAGAUUGCACAAGAAAUUUAUAUUAGAUGGAAAGUAAGAAAAUUAUUAAGAGAACAAUCAUAUGAUGUUGAAAGGGCAGAAAAAAAAGCAGAACGAAGAUGGAGAAAAGAAACAGCAGAUGUUACUCGAUUAUUUUAUAAAGCUGCAAUUAUGGAAAAUACUAUGCUUGGAGAUGAAGAAUCAUUAGGAAGAAAAAAAAAGAAAGAAGCUAAAAUUAAAGAAGAUUGUCAUCCAUAUCUUUUAUUCUGUAAAGAACAUAGAGAACAAUUAGGAACAAAAUAUAAUGGAAAAGAAGUAUUAACUAUUUUAUCUGAAAUGUGGAAAAAAUUAGAUCCAGUAGAAAAAGAUAAAUAUAAUUUAUUAGCGAAAAAGAAUAAAAUGAUUCAAACAACACAACAAGAAUCUCAAGUUCAACCACCUCAAUUAUUAUUUACACCUAAUUUAAUGGAAAUAAAAACAAAUGAAAUAAUGCCAUAUCAAUAA
Molecule: messenger RNA, 756 nt
Organism: Entamoeba dispar SAW760
Lineage: Eukaryota; Evosea; Mastigamoebida; Endamoebidae
Exons: 1
Coding region: 1-756 (251 amino acids)
Source: RefSeq, a predicted model, not a curated record